This is a messenger RNA of Linum trigynum, 2962 nucleotides long. The record is from the annotation of a GenBank genome assembly. Lineage: Eukaryota; Viridiplantae; Streptophyta; Magnoliopsida; Malpighiales; Linaceae.
CUACAUUGGAAGAUCAGAUAGUACACAUUCAACUGGUGAGAAACUCUUGAUGUUUGCAUUAUUGUUGAAAUAUCCAAGUUCUAACUAAAUGUGGUGGGUUCUAAAACGAAGAUAGCCAGAUACAUAUAUGUGGUUCAUUGAGUCCUAUGAAUUGCAGCCGCCGGCGGACAUACAAUGCAUACCUGCUUCCUGCUGUGUUUAUUUAACUUCCCUCUGUUUUCAAUCUUUGAUGACGGGGAAAGAAGAAGAGAGAAAAAGACAGGUUUACUUCUAUUAACGAAUCCAUUUUUGUGGAUUUCUCCCCUACCUGCUCGAACCUUGAGUGCAGUAGUUUUCUGUAUUUUCCUCCAUGAUCAACUUUGAGUAAUUAAGUACAGCAUCAACAGAAUGAGCAAUCCAAUUCCAUUACUCCUUCAUAGCCAGAAAAUCAAAAGUUAACAAUGGGAAACUCAUAAUGUUGGGUACUAACUUGCUUUGUCCUCCCACAGGCUGACAACAUGAGAAGGCUAUAACUGAAGGAGAAGAAGGAAGGAGAAAGAAGAUGGCAGGCACAAAAACAGCUUUCUGGGUUCUAUGUAUAUUCACUCUCUUAUGGGGAUACGUGGUGCAGAUGGUAUCUAGUGACCCAGGAAUCAAUCUGCUGAGCAUCGCUUGUAGCCAAUAUAAAGUUGGCAGCUUUCCCUUGUUUGCUGCAAACAUCAAUUCAAGCUUCUCUCAGCUCAGAGAUCAGCUCAAGAAUGGGGAGAACAAGUAUUUCGCAACAGUCCAGCAGCCUGCUGGGGAAGAGCCAGUCUACGCCAUGGUUCAGUGCAGGAAAUACUUAUCCACAGCUGAUUGCCUCGCCUGCUUCAAUGAUGCUUUUACCAGAAUCCUCAAUUGCUCUGCUGCCAGUGGCGCCCAUGUCGUACUUUAUGGUUGCUUCCUAAGGUACGAGAGCAACAGCUUCUUUGACCAGAGCAAUCAGGAUGGGCACAGAGGAGUAUGCGAGAAUCAGACCACAGAGACAAAGGGUAACUUUUCUUACAGUGUAGCUGUGGAACAUCUGCUGUCAGAUCUUAUAAUCGCCACCCCGAAGAUCAAUGGCGUCUACGCAGCAAGCAAGAGAGAACUGAGGCCUCCUCCUGCUGGUGGUGUUGGUGGGAAUGUAACAGUCUAUGGUGUUACACAGUGCCUUGAAACCAUCAGCCAGAAGGGUUGCCAAGAUUGCUUGCAACAGGGAUUCAAUGAUUUACGGAGAUGUUUUCCGAAAACUGCUGCCAGUGCCGUCAACGUGGGUUGUUUUCUUAGGUUCUCCAACUCUCCUUUCGUUCGAGAUAAUCAAACAACUGAUAUAUUGCCCUUCUUACGAAAUGGACGUUCUAGCAAGAAGAUCAUAAUUGCUGCAGUGGUCGGAGGAGGGAUAGGUGGUGGUAUCCUAUUACUUGCGGUUGCCAUAGUUUUGUGGUGUAAGGUGUCCAGGAGACAGAAGGCUUUGCCGAAAGGUGACAUAUUGGGAGUAACUGAGUUGCAAGGUCCAGUUAACUACGGUUACAAGGACCUGAAAGUAGCAACUAAGAACUUCAGUGAGGAGUAUAAGCUGGGAGAAGGAGGAUUUGGUGAAGUUUUCAAGGGGGUUUUGAAGAAUGGUAAAGUGGCAGCAGUCAAGAAACUUUCUCUAGGACGAAGUCGCAGAGCAAAGGAGGAAUUUCAAAGUGAAGUGAAGAUCAUAAGCAAUGUCCAUCACAGGAAUCUAGUCCGCCUUCUCGGCUGCUGCAGCAGUGGACCGGAGCCUCUCCUUGUGUAUGAGUACAUGGCCAACAGCAGUCUCGACAAGUUGUUAUUUGGGGAGAAAAAGGGCAGUCUCAGCUGGAAGCAGAGGAUGGACAUAGUACUGGGUACAGCAAGGGGCCUGGCGUAUUUACAUGAGGAUUUCUAUAUGUGCAUCAUACACAGAGACGUCAAGACCGGCAAUAUUCUUCUGGAUGAUGAUUUUCAGCCCAAGAUUGCAGAUUUCGGGCUGGCAAGACUUCUACCGGAGAGUCGGACUCAUCUUGACACCAAGCUCGCCGGGACAAUGGGAUACACGUCGCCUGAGUAUACAUUGUAUGGUCAGUUAUCAGAGAAGGCUGACACUUACAGCUAUGGAGUGGUAGUUCUGGAAAUAAUCAGUGGCCAAAAGAGCAGUGAAUUAAGGCAGGAUGAAGUAGCUGAGUAUCUGCUGAAGAAGGUGUGGAAGCUGUACGAAAGCGGAAUGCAUACACAACUGGUAGAUGAAACCAUAAGUCAGGAUGAAUACCCGAAAGAAGAAGCAAAGAAGGUGAUGGAAAUAGCUCUGAUGUGCACUCAACCAUCACCUUCGAUGAGGCCAACGAUGUCAGAGGUAGUUAUGUUACUGAAAAGCGAAGGAUCGGUACAGCUCUAUCAGCCGCUAGCAAAGCCUGCACUGAUUGACUCCAAUGCCAACUUUCUCCCGGAAAUGUCUGGCUCGACGGGCUCCCUCACAUCAAACGCCACUUGCUCCAUCUCCGGAGUCUAUGGCAGGUAGGGGUUCAGAAUAGAAUGUCACCAAUUGACACCUGCACAGCACAACCAAGUCACAUCUCGCACGUUGUUGCAUUCAAAAUCCAGAAGACUUCAUCAUAUGACUUCCCAGUACCAAAGGAAUUCUCCUACUUCCAGGUCAAUUAAGGUCCGGCAACAGGAAGGAAGGAACUAUGGUACAAACAGUUGCAGCCGAACAGAAAGUCCAUCAAGAUAGCUUUCCCUUCUUAAUUUUCUAUUCUUCAGAGAGUUCGAGUUAGCUUGUGUCUAUUGUUACAUUAACUAGAAUCAAUACCCGCGGCUACGCCGCAGGGUCAUUUAGUCGUAUUUGGCAGCUUUAAAAGUUGAUUCAUAAUGAAAAUAGUUUAAUUUUUUUUUGUUCAAUAGAGUAUUUCGUGCAAAAAGUCAAAAAGAGUUGUUAUAAUAUAGAGUAUUGUCGUGC